Messenger RNA from Boleophthalmus pectinirostris (great blue-spotted mudskipper), 662 nucleotides. It is a transcript of the gene chchd1, whose product is annotated as coiled-coil-helix-coiled-coil-helix domain containing 1. Gene Ontology annotation, molecular function: RNA binding. Gene Ontology annotation, biological process: mitochondrial translation. The record is from RefSeq and is a predicted model, not a curated record. Bases 147 to 512 code for a protein of 121 amino acids. Gene Ontology annotation, cellular component: mitochondrial ribosome; nucleoplasm; mitochondrion. NCBI's taxonomy places the organism in Eukaryota, Metazoa, Chordata, Actinopteri, Gobiiformes, Gobiidae. The transcript has 3 exons.
UUCGCUUUACGGUACAACAUGGCGCUGCCCUGAAGGACGAGACUGUUUUGUGCUAAGGGCUCGGAGGAGUAGUACCAGAGGUGGACAAAACAGUGUGUUCUGCUCUGCUUGGACCCCUGCAUGCGACGCGUACCUUUUCCCGUAAUAUGGCGAACCAGUCGGUGUCGAUCCAGGAAAAAGUUAGCCGUCUACUGAGCAGGCAGAACGGCAAACCCGUGCUCCGCCCGAACCGGCCGCUCAGCCUGAGGGAUGCCGUGGCCAACCGCAAGCCCCAAAAAGGAGAGGCCACGUGCAUCACAGAAAUGUCGCAGAUGAUGGCCUGUUGGAAGCAGCACAAUUUUGUAGAGGAUUUGUGUUCCAGUGAAAUGCAGAACUUCUACUCCUGUGUGCAAAAAGCUCAAGCUGCUAUGAAAAAUAAAACAGCUGGAGUUGGUCAGGACGAAGGACGUUUGCUUCCUAAACAAGCCACAACACUGCUCAAGAGAUUUCCCAACCGUAGAACUGAGAUUUGACCCUUUCCCAUUUAAGUUUAUGGAGUUUUAUUGCAUCAACAUCACAACACGGACUUGUCCUGGAAACUGGUUGUGGGCCAGCUUUUGAAAAUAUCUGUUUGAAAUGUAUAUUAAAUGCUCAUGAAUAAAUUAUUAUGUUUUGGUUUUGAA